This is a messenger RNA of Phragmites australis (common reed), 3154 nucleotides long. RefSeq lists its product as uncharacterized. Bases 227 to 2617 code for a protein of 796 amino acids. Lineage: Eukaryota; Viridiplantae; Streptophyta; Magnoliopsida; Poales; Poaceae. The record is from RefSeq and is a predicted model, not a curated record. The transcript has 5 exons. Gene Ontology annotation, biological process: regulation of defense response to fungus.
UCGCCGCGUCACUCGAGCACCGCGCCACACUGCGGCGCCGCUCUCGCCUCGCCGAUGGCGAACCCGACGAGCCGCCACGCGGAACCCUAGCGGUGAACUGGAGGCGGUGCUGCACUCCCGCGCCAUACCUUCUGCCCGGACGCCGCCGCCGCCCCGGGUUCUCCACCUCGAGUUCUGCAGACAUUUCGAAUAGGCGAAGAGGGGGGAUCCGGCCUUGGGAGGCGCCAUGGCGAGCGAGCCGAAGGAGAUGAAGUACAGGAGGAGGGCUAGGGUUCCUGAGCCAGCCGAUUACGAGCAAUGCAGCGAUCGGAGUGGCGCGCUGGAUUGGGGCGCUCUCAAGCAGGACCCCGUGGAGCUGCUCCGGAAGCUCGACGAGAUACGGGACCAGAUCACCCGCUCCUGCGAGCUCAUGGGUCAGCCUCCGGAGCGCAACCGUGUGAACCGCCGCGCUGUCUCGCUGCGCCCCUCGCACGCUGAACCGCCGCACCGCGUGAACCGCCGCGCUGUCUCGCUGCGCCCCUCGCACGCUGAACCGCCGCCGCCCACAGGCCGUGGGCCGGAGUACUACCGAUCGCGCUACACAGGCAGCAGGUACGGGACUAGCUUGCCGCCAAGUCCGUAUGACAAACUGCAGCGCUCAGUGUGUGACGAGAGGUAUGCGAGGGAGCCGAGUGGGCGGUUCCGGCAGUACCCUGAGUGGCAGUGGGAGAACUCUGGUUUUGUUCAGGGGACUCGACAUCUCAGCACUUGCCAGUGCAGGCAGUGCCUUCAGGGCCAGCGGGCGGUGGCACCAGAGGAGCACAUUCCAAUGGCCAGGUACUUUGCAGGGCAGCAGGGAUCCUUCCGGUUCGAUAGGUCGCACUCCAUCUCAUCGGAGUAUGACCGAAGAUCUCUGGCUUCAUCGUUGUACUCGCACCUUUCGAUGUCGAAGAGGAGGGUGGAGUAUUUCAGGAAGAAGGCAGAGAGUUUUUGUCGACCGAUGAAGGGUGCUUCACCUUUUGUUGUGUGCAGCUCUUGUUGCCAGCUUCUGCAGCUGCCUCCUGGGAAAUGCACAACUCGGAAGAAGAAUGAGGUUCAGUGUGGUUCCUGUUCAGAGAUUAUUACUUUCAAGCCUAAGGAAGUGAAAGUCCAUCCGUUGAUCCCGCCAUCAUCCUUCCCUGUAUCAAAAAGUGUCAGAAGUUCCAGUCGCCGGGAUCCCAAAAGUUUUCAGUGGUAUCAACAUCAGGAUGAUGACAAUUUUAAUUUCUACAAGCUGCAAGCACACGACAGCCAUCGACAGAAGAAGGAUUUUUCUGACAGUAUAUCGCCAUCUUCUACUGCGAGUUAUGGUAGGACAGACAGUGAGCGUGGGUCAAACAGGAGCAUUCAGUUAAAUUCAGUGUCUGUUGGCAGGUCUAGAUUUUCAGAUAACCCAAAGGAUAUACUGUGUCAAGGAGAUACAGACAGUCCAGUUGAAGCUUCAGCACAAUGUACAGUCAGUCCACACGGACCAAUUUUAGAGGACAAAAAAAUUGAUCCAUCCUCCAGUCAACGGAAAAAUUAUAGUGGUGGAGAUCAAAUCAGAAGCAAGGAAUUUGGCAUAAAUAGCAAAGCAGGUUAUGAAUCCAAUGCUAGAGAUGAAAGGAUUGGUAUGAAAUGCAUACAUAAGAGUAAAGAAGGCCGUAAGGACGGGCUUGGAGAUGAAUGCAGUAAUCAAACAUAUGAUCAAAACAGUAGGGAAGGUAAUGUUGACAAUCCUGGAAAUGGAAUCGUGGGUAACAAAUACAAACAGAAGAUCAAUAGUGAUGUUACCAGCAGCCUUGAACAUGAAGGUGUGAGCACAAGGUAUGAACAUAAUAGUAGCUUUCGAGUUCAAGGUGCUAAUAAGGGAUACGACGUAUACAACAAAAAGGAUAAUAAUAACAAUACUCUUGGAGUUGGGAGCGUAACUAAGAGGUGUGAACAAGAGAACAUGAAAGAUGAUUGUGUCAAAUUGCUGCACUCAAAUAGUAAAAAUGCCAACACACUAGCCAGGAAUGGUUCAUCAGUCAAUGAGCGCACAAAUUCUAGUUCUCGUUUUUCAUCUGAGGCUGAGGUAGGUGAGAUACAGUCUUCGACUGGUAAGAAUGGGGAUUCAUCCUUCCUUUCUGGUUUUCUGAAGAAAGGUUUCAAGGACCUUUCUUUAUUCAGUCAGUCUGUAGACAACACUAAGGUUUCGAUCAAUGGUCAUCCAAUCUCUGAACGUGCUCUCCGGAAGGCAGAGAAGAAAGCUGGUCCUGUUGGCCCUGGUUCAUAUUGGUACGACUACCGUGCUGGAUUUUGGGGUGUCUUUGGGCGAGAGUGUAGCGGCAUCAUCCCUUCAUUUAUAAAAGAAUUCAACUAUCCAAUGCCCAAGGAUUGUGCUGGUGGGAAUACUGGAGUUUUUGUCAAUGGCAGAGAACUCCACCAGAAAGAUUUCGAUUUGCUUGUAGGAAGAGGGCUCCCACGCAUAUCUGGAAAGUCAUAUUCUGUUGAGAUAUCAGGAAAUGUGAUCGAUGAUACAACUGGCAAAAAGUUACGUGGUCUUGGAAAGCUUGCUCCCACAAUUGAGAAAAUGAAACGUGGCUUUGGCAUGCACACCCCUGAAGAGACAAGUUAGCUCUCUGGAUAUGAUGAUGUUUCUCUGCUUUGCUAAUGUUCUUCACCUAAAAGCUGGCAAUGGGAGUUGAAGUUUGUUAAUCUGGUGACAAUGGAAGAAGCCUUUACCAUCAUUUUGUGAAGCCUGAUCGCUCGUUGUUACAAUAGAACUGCAGAAGUUGAAACAAUGUGACUUUCCGAUAUCACAACUCAUACUCAUUCAACAUCACCCUACAGAUUCCAUUCCUUUACUUGAAAUAUUCUUUAGAGAUAUUCUCAUGGCGGCAGCUCCAGCCUCUGAUUCCUCAUGUGUCUUUGUUCUGCGAGAAUUGAAUUCUUCCUAUUUCUGUACAUUUUGUUUGCUUGUGUUGUUGGUACAAUUUGCCAGAACGUAGAUAGCAUUUGGCGCAUGUAAUCAUUAUGGGUUUGUGAUAUAGUGGUGCAAUUCUUCUGCAAUAUAGUGUACCUAUAUGUAAAUAUUUAACUCUUAGACCACCUCCCGCUAAGUGGCUAAUGUGAAUGAAUGUCUGAUGGCUUUUUGGCUCACCUAAUAUUUCAU